Messenger RNA from Panthera uncia (snow leopard), 1741 nucleotides. RefSeq names its product neuroendocrine secretory protein 55. Lineage: Eukaryota; Metazoa; Chordata; Mammalia; Carnivora; Felidae. Gene Ontology annotation, biological process: response to parathyroid hormone. Bases 66 to 812 code for a protein of 248 amino acids. The record is from RefSeq and is a predicted model, not a curated record. The transcript has a single exon.
GCGCAUCGGAGCCGCUCUCUGCAGAGCCAGAGGGCGGGUGGGCUUCCCGGUGUGCGCCUAAGAGAAUGGAUCGUAGGUCCCGGGCUCAGCAGUGGCGCCGAGCUCGCCACAACUACAACGAUCUGUGCCCACCUAUCGGCCGCCGGGCAGCCACCGCGCUCCUCUGGCUCUCCUGCUCCAUCGCGCUCCUCCGCGCCCUUGCCACCUCCAACGCCCGCGCCCAGCAGCGCGCGGCCGCCCAGCAGCGCCGGAGCUUCCUUAACGCCCACCACCGCUCUGCCGCCCAGGCGUUCCCCGAGCCCCCCGAAUCUGACCACGAGCACGAGGAGGCAGACCUCGAGCUGUCCCUCCCCGAGUGCCUAGAGUACGAGGAAGAGUUUGACUACGAAUCCGAGAGCGAGACGGAGACCGAGUCUGAAAUCGAAUCCGAGACCGACUUCGAGACCGAGCCUGAGACCGCCCCCGCCACUGAGCCCGAGACCGAGCCCGAGGACGAGCGCGGCCCCGUGGUGCCCAAGCACACCACCUUCGGCCAAUCUCUCACCGAGCGUCUGCACGCUCUGAGAUUGCGGAGCCCCGACGCCUCCCCGAGUCGCGCGCAGCCCAGCACUCAGGAGCCCCAGAACCCCAGGCAGGGGGAGGAGCCCGAGCCCGAGCCCGAGGACAAGGAUCCGAGGGACCCCGAGGAGUCCGAGGAGCCAAAGGAGAAGAAGAAGCAGCAGCGCCGCUGCAAGCCGAAGAAGCCCACCCGCCGCGACCCAUCCCCGGAGUCCCCUUCCAAAAGGGGACCCAUCCCCAUCCGGCGUCACUAAUGGAGGACGCCGUCCAGAUUCUCCUUGUUUUCUUUGACUCAGGUUAGUUGCCCACCGCUAAACUGGGGAAGCCUGGGGUCGGUGUGGGAGCCCGCGGGAGGAGAGGAGGGAGAAGGAGAGGCAGGUUAGGAGGAAGGCGGGAAGACAGCAGGCUCAGCUAGCCAGCCCGGGAGGUGGGUGGGGGUGCCGCCGGCAGGCUGGGAAAGGCUCCCCUGGGCUCCGGGACGGCGCCGGGGGCGCCCAGGUGGCCAAAGGCUUGUUGCACGACGGUGCGCUCCUGGCGCCGGGCUGGAGACAGCCUGAGGUCUCCGAGCUGGUGUCCAGGACGCGCGCCCAGAAUCCCCGGCGCGCCCCAGGUUUCCAGCUGCACACCGAAAAGGCACGGGUAAGUCACUUGUUUCAUGCGCUCUUUCCCCCCUCUUAAACACUGGCCUCGAACCGGUUGGCCUUGGCAGGCGCCCGAAACGUGGUUCGGAGGUGCGCGCGCCAACUUUCACGGUGCGAGAGCGGCCGCGCCGUAGCGACACUGUUGCAAUGUGCGAAAAGUAAUCACACCGGGAUUGGGCGAGAACUCCGGAGACUGCCGGCUCCGGGAAAAGUCGCGCGCGGCGCUUUAAGACACUCCGAGCCUGGAGCCCAGGUCCCAGCGCUGCCAAUUUGGAGCCGCGGGACCUCGGCGCCAGUGCUCCCCGCGGCUGUGCGCUAGUCCUGGCCGCCACCACCCCUCUCCGGGCGCUCACGGGGCGGGAGUCCACUGCAAAGAGCGUGCGCACCUGCCCGCGCGCUCCAGAGCCGACCUCCUCGGGACCGCCCGCGGUUCCCCACGAAUCACGCGUACUUGGAGGGCUGGCAGAGAAGGUACGGGAGUCUUAGGGGGUGCCCCUACCGGCUACCAGGGUCAGUGGCGCGGGCUUGGUCACGUCGGGGCA